Molecule: messenger RNA, 1492 nt
Organism: Ornithodoros turicata
Lineage: Eukaryota; Metazoa; Arthropoda; Arachnida; Ixodida; Argasidae
Gene: Papst2
Product: adenosine 3'-phospho 5'-phosphosulfate transporter 2-like
Exons: 8
Coding region: 135-1274 (379 amino acids)
Biological process (GO): transmembrane transport
Cellular component (GO): endoplasmic reticulum membrane; Golgi membrane
Molecular function (GO): 3'-phosphoadenosine 5'-phosphosulfate transmembrane transporter activity
Source: RefSeq, a predicted model, not a curated record
AAUAAAUACGAGUGCACAUCAGAAAGGACGAAGAAACAUUUAGGAUCUCCAAUCUACCGGCAUAUCCGCACUUUCGUGCUGGAUCCUCGUUACAAAGAAGCCCACCAGGGGUGCCACUACAAUCCAUUCAUCCAAUGCAUGAAUGUCUUCUGCUUCAGUUUCCACACCGGUGCUGGCGUUGGAAGGUGUGUGCACUUAGUAUGAUACAAAAAUUGCUUUCUGAUCGUGGUGACGCACAUGAACAUUCACGAUCAGAAUUGUCCAAAGAACGGGCGUCCUCUCAUGUUACAUCUAGGGUCGUAUUCUGCGUCCUCGACAUUGGCCAGUUCUCUCAAUGCGCGCAAGUUGUAUUGUGCACGCUGGGCGUGUUCGUGCUCUUCGUUGUAUACGGAUACGUACAGGAGCUCAUAUUCCAGCUGGAUGGCUUCAAGCCUUUCGGAUUCUAUCUUACACUCAUCCAAUUUUGUGCCUACGCUUUUCUAUCUCACGUCGAGCGCAUCGUUCGGGGUGACACCACUCGCAAAGCCCCUUUCAAAGUGCACUUGAUUCUGUCAUUACUCAGUAUUGGAACCAUGGGAUUCUCAAAUGCAUCAUUGGGUUACCUUAACUACCCUACGCAAGUGGUGUUCAAGUGUUGCAAACUAAUUCCGGUUCUUCUGGGUGGUAUUCUUAUUCAAGGAAAAAAAUAUGGUGCCCUCGAUUUUCUAGCAGCUGUCUGCAUGAGCACAGGGUUGGCAGCUUUCGUUUUGGCUGACAGUCAGAUCUCGCCAUCGUUUUCGAUCCUGGGCGUGUGCCUAAUUUCAUUUGCACUACUAAUGGAUGCGUGCAUAGGAAACGUGCAAGAGAAAGCAAUGAAGUCUUAUUCUGCAUCUGAUGUUGAGAUUAUAUUCUUCUCCUAUUCGUUCGGAGCCGUAUGGUUGCUAACGAGCCUUCUAGUCUCUGGACAACUGUCCUGUGCAGUGAACUUUUGUCAUGAGCACCCUGUGGAAACAUACGGCUACGGCUUGGUGUACUCUCUGACGGGGUACUUUGGGGUCCAGCUCGUCCUGACGCUGGUCCACAUAGCUGGUGCAUUUGUUGCCGCCGUCAUAACGACGGGGAGGAAAGUUGUGACGGUCACGCUGUCGUUUGUGCUGUUCAGCAAGCCUUUUUCUAUUCAUUACGUGUGGUCUGGACUGCUUGUGCUCUUGGGUGUUUAUCUGCACUCUAUACACAAAAUGCACUCCAAGAAAAAGCCCGUGCUGGCUUCCACGAAGGGAUCUUCAAACGUGUAGCCGCACUUCAUCCACGCUCCUCCUGCCAAAGAACAUUUAGUCAUGUUUCUGAAAAAGUGUUUAUUUUUGUGAAAGAAACAUCGUUUACUGUUUGACGGGUCCACCAGAUGGGCCGUACGCACGACAGAGUAUUCUGCAACACAUGGCAAUGCUGAAAAAAAAUGACAUAUUUUUACAAUGUACAACUAUGUAUAGAAAUAUAUUUACUAUUAUACUUA